AUGCUUUCUUCUGGCGACGCUUACAAAUUUUUGAGGCAUGGCUCGUUGGAGGUCCCGCGGAAGUUCCGCAAUGUGGAACGCUUCUUGGUGGAUCGGGACAUUUCCAAGGCUGCCAAGCCUUUGCGAUUGCUCGGCCUGGACGUCUCAGUUGAAAGCCCGGAGGAACGUGAAGAACGACCAGAGGCAGCCCUUGGUUUGCGGAUCGCCCGCGUCCCGGUGGUCACUCGUGCUGCCCGCGAAGCGCGAGUCUUGGUGUCGGCCUCCAAGAGGCUAGUGAAUCGUGCCGAUGCCGCCUUGGCGUACUUUAUUGAUGCCAGAGAGUUUGAACUGUCCCUUGCGAAGCUUUGCAUUGAUCUGGCUGUCGACCUGGGCCCAGAGCGCUUCUUCACUCGCUGUGUGAAGUGCAAUGGCCUGGUGCUCCCCUUGGCGAGUAACGAGAAGGAGCAAGAUCGCGCAACGGCCUUCGGAGCACCGGCGAAUGGAAUUCCUCUCUUCACUUGUACUCUUUGUGGGCAGAUUUACUGGUUCUCCCAUGACCUGGGUAGUGCAUCUGCACGAGCUCGGCUGCAGGUGGAGAAUCUGGUGAACCUCGUCGAAGAGUUGAAGCGGGCGACGCCCAGCGACGCCGCCGAACUCGGCGAAGGUGUGCCAACUGAAUCUCGCCCCGACAAGGCCGAGGCCUUCUCCUCUGCGCGGUUCCUGCGUGAUGGCGGUGGGCGUCUUGAACAUCCCUGGAGCCUUCGCUCUGCCUUUGAAGAUGUAGAAGAAGAUGGUGCUGUCAGCAAUUCAAAGUAUGGUUUUCAUGGCUGCAUCGACUACAUUUGGUUGAGUCCAGAAUUCCGUCCUUCACGACGGCUUCGACUGCCAAAGGUGGCAGACUUCGAGAAGGAGCCAGGGAAGCCGUUGCCAUCUAUGGUCUCUUCUACUUGGCCUUCAGAUCACUGGCCUCUCGCCGUGGAUCUCGUUCUCUCGUGA
This is a messenger RNA of Durusdinium trenchii, 975 nucleotides long. The record is from the annotation of a GenBank genome assembly. NCBI's taxonomy places the organism in Eukaryota, Dinophyceae, Suessiales, Symbiodiniaceae.